This is a messenger RNA of Glarea lozoyensis ATCC 20868, 2886 nucleotides long. RefSeq lists its product as uncharacterized. The transcript is spliced from 4 exons. NCBI's taxonomy places the organism in Eukaryota, Fungi, Ascomycota, Leotiomycetes, Helotiales, Helotiaceae. The record is from RefSeq and is a predicted model, not a curated record. The coding region runs from base 1 to 2886 and encodes 961 amino acids.
AUGGCCCCAGUUCGCCGGAGUCGUCACGAGACGACUUCAGCUGGUUCAAUUUCUCAAGCAAAGGGCGAGACUAAAUCAAUCACGUACGGAACUCGUUCAAAGCGAAAAGUUUCUGACAUGAGUUCCACAACCUCUUCGCCUGUUGGAAAGCAGACUUCUACAAAUUCGUCACAAAGCGCUGAUACCGAGGAGGCUGAAUUCACCGCGCCGCCUGCCAAGAAGAUUCGAAAAUUGUCAGAGUCGCCGCCCAAAACACCAGAAGAAGACGAUACUGAAGAUGAUGAUAUUGAAGAAGAAGCAAAUGAAGAUGAAAAUGAGAAUCAAAAUGAAAAUGAAAAUGAAAAUCACGACGAUGACGACGAGGCCGAUGGAACAACUGGUAAUGAUUCUUCGGAUGAAAAUAAUCAUCGUAACGGGGUUGGUAGGAAACUCGGACCAUUGCCUGACAUGUCAGUGUGGGAGGAAGGAAUGAAGUUUAUGUUAAAUAGGCCUUUCGAGUACAAGGUCGAGGGACCAGAGGAAGACAUUAGUCAAUCUCUUGCCGUUUCAGCUGCAAGAGGCUCGUCCACUCGAGGACGAGGACGCGGGCGUGGGCGAGGUAGAGGUGGAAGAGGAGGUCGAGGAGGCUCUGGUAUUGGAUCAAGAGGAACUCCUGCUCCAGAUGCAUCUCCGUCAGCUCCAAAAGCUGUAAGAGGUCGUGGUGGCCAUCGCGUCAAGAAAUCUGAUAACGCCCGGAUCCAGGCAUUGUACCACCGUCGAGCAGCACUUAAGCAUCAGUAUAAGCAAGUCGCUUCGAUACAGAAAGUUGCCCUGUUGGCUGUUGCAGAGAAAUCUUUGGAUCUUAUUAAAGGCGAUCCACAAUAUCACAAGAGUCUUGCGGAAUACACUGAGACGACACAAGCAUUGGACGAAGCUUAUCAAAAACGGAUUGAUAAGCUUGCUUCUGAAUUCGAGGAGCGCAGGGCUUUUUUAAAGCGACAACUAAAGCAAAGGGAAGAGUAUACUCACUUGAAGCAUUCAGCUGAUAUCGCUGAGAUUGAAGAACUCACCGAGGUCAAGAUCAAACAACAAGUAAUUCAUGUUUAUCGUCAGUGGUCUUCAAACAGUACAUUGGAGAAUACGCCGUUAUUCAAAAACCCCGACUUUAAGGUAGUGAGAAUUAUCUCUCCGCCAGCAACAACAGUUCACUCAAUUGCAACGCCAUACAACCAUAUGCUUGCGGAUUGGCAGGAUCCCGACAAGCUUGAACAGCACCCUGCAGAUUUUUGGUCUAGUAUGACGCCCGAUCAGAAAGCUACAUGGCAACGACGAAUGCAAAAGGCUAGCGGUGACAAAGGAAGACGCAUCAAAAAUAGUAAAGGGAGCGCGCUAUAUCAACCCCAAGCUGCUGUUAGCGACACCCCAGACCUCCCAGCCCUUCUUGGAGCAGGUCUUUUAUCAAGUACCGCCACGCCUCUUGAGGUCUCAGGAGAAGACACGGAGACCGACACAACGGAAUCGCCAGGUGAAGAGCAGCCGACAGAUCAACAUGGUGUUAAGGUUCCCAAAAAACCCACUCCACGUAACGGAGAAGCCCCACAGAAUAGAAUCGUGGCAGACUCGCCUGUCGUUUUCGACCAAGACGAGAUUGGUAUCCGAAAACACCAUGUUAGGAAAAACAAUCGCAAUGAGCAGCAGUAUCUUGGAAUGGAUCCCGAUCCUAAUCCGAAAAAGGUGCAUUACGAUCAAGUUGCGAGAAGUCACAACUCUGCACGUAACAAAAAGGAAGACCUCGAUCAAGAGCUGGUCCGUGUGUUCAAAGUUCAUCCAACAUACGGUCUUCCUUUACCAUCAUCUGAAAACCCUACGUACGAUGAGUGCGAAAACCCUCCUUUCCAGCCUUCCAGUGACUGGACCAAGCCUCUUGAGCCAACCAACCCAUUGAUCUUCAUCGAGGAUAAUCCAAGGACCCGGAAGCUUCUCGACGAAGACAAGAAGGUGUUUUUAACGUCGAGAAGUGAGUGGAUAAUGCGGAUACUUAGUGAGUGGGAAGAGCUGCAACCCAAGUUCAAAAUGACCUCGGCCCUUGAACAGAUGGACGUCUUAGAGCGGCCACCACGGCCACCCACCCCGGAACCUGAGGAAGUAAAAGAAGAAGUUCCUCAAGAGAUCAGGCCCGAUCUUCUAGAGGCUGUUAACGAAGCGGAAAGACACAGACUGGAAGCUAUCAUUAAAGCAGCAACUACCCCAGCGCCAAUCCUCACACCUUCGAGCCAGACUAGGUACGAUCCGGUUCGCGACAUCAGCUAUACUCCUACCUACCAAACUCCAUAUCAACCAAUGGCACCCAUUGUAAGGCCACCGCCGCCACCGCCUGUUUCGAACUUUCUCUACCAACCUGGGGGACUUGCUGUCUUAACAACUGCUAUUGAUUAUCGAGAGAGUAUGCCUCCACCACUAACACCUCGAUCGCAUGGAAUGGGUCGAAACCCUUGGGCAGGGCAACCUCCUCUUCCUCCACAUCCUCAAGCUAUGCCGCUUCAGCAUCCUCAGGCUAUGCCUCCUCAACAUCCUCAACACCCUCCACCUCCUCCACCUCCUCCACCAUCACAUCGAUCGGCUACAGGACCAGGAACCUACGUGCUUUAUCCCGCACCUCCUCCUCAGCAAUCACCGUAUACUUCACCACGAGUAAUGCCAGGUCCUCCAGGUCCAGGCCCUCUUAUGCAUGGUCAUCCUAUUGUCCCUCCUCCCAUGGGACCAUUUCCACCUGCUCCAAAUACUGGACCGGGAGCGGGAGCAUUCCGGGAGCUCAGACCAGCUCCUCCCCAAAACCGAAGUGUUCUACCCUCCGCGCCAGGUCAACAGCAACAACGAAGCUGGUAUCCAAACCCUCCUUAUUCAUGA